Messenger RNA from Effrenium voratum, 825 nucleotides. NCBI's taxonomy places the organism in Eukaryota, Dinophyceae, Suessiales, Symbiodiniaceae. The record is from the annotation of a GenBank genome assembly.
AUGGGCGACCAGAUCUACAUCCAGGGCCACGCGGCGCCGGGCCCAUACGCGCGCGCAUACCUGGAGGGGAGGCUAAGUCUGGAGCAGAUCAUGCACUUCCGGCAGGAGGUGGGCGGCACUGGCCUGUCCAGCUAUCCACACCCCCGGCUGAUGCCGGACUUUUGGGAGAACCCCACCGUCUCCAUGGGCCUCGGACCCUUGUCAUCAGUGUGUCAGGCGCGCUUCUUCCGCUACCUGCACUUACGUGGGCUUGCGGACACCUCUUCUAGCCGAGUUUGGUGCUUCAUCGGCGACGGUGAAAUGGAUGAGCCAGAGACCAUCUAUGCCAUCGCCAGAGCUGGCUACGAGAGGCUCAACAACCUUGUGAUGGUUGUGAACUGCAACUACCAGCGCCUAGAUGGCCCGGUGCGAGGCAACUCCAAGGUGAUCCAGGAGUUCGAGGGCAUCUUCAGGGGUGCCGGGUUUGACUGCAUCAAACUCAUUUGGGGGGAUGCCUGGAACGAUCUGGUGGACAACGACCACGAUGGCAAACUCAUCGAGGUUCUGGAACGCACACCAGAUGGCGACUGCCAGCGAUAUGCAGCGAAGCAGGAUGGUAGCCUCGUCCGGCGGGAGAUCUUCGAGGCCAACGGACUGGGGGACCGUGUGGCUCACCUGUCAGACGACGAGCUGCUCAGCGCCUUCAUGCUUCCAGGAGGCCACGACCACAAGAAGAUCUACGCCGCCAUGUCGCAGGCGGCUAAGAACGCGGAGGCGGGUGGGCGGCCCACCGUGAUCUUGGCGGGGGCGCCAAGGAAACUUGCUUUGGGCGGCUGGAAGCCAUGA